This is a messenger RNA of Brugia malayi, 1188 nucleotides long. RefSeq lists its product as uncharacterized. The transcript has 8 exons. Gene Ontology annotation, cellular component: cytoplasm. Bases 1 to 1188 code for a protein of 395 amino acids. The record is from RefSeq and is a predicted model, not a curated record. Gene Ontology annotation, molecular function: zinc ion binding; ubiquitin protein ligase activity. NCBI's taxonomy places the organism in Eukaryota, Metazoa, Nematoda, Chromadorea, Rhabditida, Onchocercidae.
AUGGAAAAAGAUAUAAGUGGUCUUGACAAUGUUGAAAAUGACAGUGGAAAUCACCAAAACGACACCGAACAAGAGGAUAUCUCCGAAAACAGGUUUAAUCGAAUAUCGAUCGAAAAUCAAAUUUGGAAAUCACUCAACAGAAGAUUAAAUAAAAUACCGGAUGAUCCAUUGGUGACAUUAAGUGAAGUUAUCGAAGCACAUGAAGAACUUGAAGCAGAAGCUGAGGCUCUACUUGGAGGAGCUAACGCUAAUGUUUGCACAUAUCCGGAAGGAUAUAAACCACGACAACCAUUGUACUCUUGUCGUGAUUGUACAAGUACCACAGGACCUGCGGCACUUUGCUAUGCGUGUAGCGUUAAUUGUCAUGAUGGUCAUGAACUUGUUGAGUUGUACACAAAGCGGAACUUUUGUUGCGAUUGUGGAAAUUCUAAAUUUAAAAAUGCUUGCACACUUUACAAAGAAAAGAAACCUUUAAAUGAGCGAAAUCAGUACAAUCAUAAUUUCGAUGGUCUCUACUGUACUUGCAAUAGACCAUAUCCAUGCGAAGAAUACGACGAUUGCGAAAUGCUACAAUGCAUAAUAUGCGAGGAUUGGUUUCAUUUGCAGCAUCUGGAGGAAACACCCGACAGUGUUGAUACAAGCGAAGUGGAGGAGGUCAUCUGUCGAAAUUGUGUCACGCGUUUUACAUUCCUGCUAUUUUACGCUGAUGGAACAUACAAAGAAGUCUGUGCAGAUAAUAAAUUAUGUAAGCUGAAAUGGCUUGAAGCAAAUGCCAAAACAGAUGAAAACAGUCAACCGUGUUCUCUGUUUUUCAACUCUUAUAAAUGGAGAAAUCGUUUAUGUCAAUGUAAAAUUUGUUCGAAUUUUUACGAAGAUAAUAAUCUGCAGUUUUUGACUGAUCUCACAGAUUGUAUGCAAACAUUUGUUGAAUCACACAGUAAUAAAAGUAAUGAUAAACCAAAGGAUGAUGAUCGAGUUAUGACAAAUGCAUUAAUUGAUGUGGCUGGUCGUGAAGGAGCAAUAACCCUUUUUAAAGGGUAUGAAGAAAUGAAGCGGAAAUUAGGAAAUCAUUUGAAGCGAUUAGCCGAUGAAGGAAGAGAAGUGAAGAAAGAAGAUAUUGAUCAAUUUUUUCAAGAACUUGAAAUGGAACGUAAACGACGUCGUGAAGAUAUUCUCUCUCAAUUAUAA